Molecule: messenger RNA, 3263 nt
Organism: Oppia nitens
Lineage: Eukaryota; Metazoa; Arthropoda; Arachnida; Sarcoptiformes; Oppiidae
Product: serine protease filzig-like
Exons: 12
Coding region: 125-3184 (1019 amino acids)
Biological process (GO): proteolysis
Molecular function (GO): serine-type endopeptidase activity
Source: RefSeq, a predicted model, not a curated record
UGUGAGUGGACAGUCAGAUAACAAAUCAGGAAUAUUAUCAGAUAUAUCUCGAUAUAAAUAUAAAGCCAUAAAAGCCAUACCGUGUAGAAACCAAAAUGAUUUAUCGGACAGCACUGGUGUUUGUAUGUUUCAGUAUGAAUGCCUCCAAUCUGGUGGCAAAUCAGUCGGUUAUUGUGUGAACAGUUGGCUUGUAGGCAGUUGCUGUAAAUUGCCACAAAAUAUUACACAACAAAUGUCUACACAAUCACAGUCACAACAAUCAACACUUAUGCCAACAGAAUCCCCAGAAUCUAUAAUUUAUGGAAAACCAACGUUUAGUCGAAAACCAAUACUUGCGUCAACAGUCACUACAUUACUAACUACUACUUCAACCACAACAACACCACCGCAAACAACUCAUAUCGACUUAACUAACAAUACAAAAAACAUGACAAAUACUGAACCAAUUAUUACAAACAAUAGCAAAAUAACUACCGAUUACUAUACAACUCCGUUGACAACAACUACCGGCACUCUGACCACAAAUUUAUCAAUAAAUGAAUCAAUUAUUACUUCUAUUCCUACAACUAUUACAACUUUACAGACAACUAAUCCACCCAUCACUGAGUCAGUCAUUACUUUACAAUCUAUAAUUAAAAAUAAUUCUUUUAAUGAGUUAAAUAAUAUCACUCUUUUGCCACUUUCAACACAAUAUCCUACGACAACCUCAACAAUCAUUGAGACAUUCAUUACUAAUAUUAGCUCUAUUUCUUCUAAUACAUCCAUUACUUCAUCUACUUUUUCAUCCACAACAAUGACAUCGUCAACAACAUUAACACCUGAAACAAAUGAUUCGUUUAAAGAGAUCCCAUUAAUAACAACUCAAAAGAUAGUAUCAAUACCAACAUCUCCAUCAAUACCGACAUCACCAUCAAUACCGACAUCACCAUCAAUACCGACAUCACCAUCAAUACCGACAUCACCAUCAAUACCGACAUCACCGACAUUAGUCACAUUAAGUCCAACUAUUUAUUCCGACACCACUCUCAUUGCUAAUGCAACGCAAGCAACAAAUGAUACGCUUUCCGAAACUAUCAAUACAUUCAACAAGUUUUCUAUUAAUAAUUCUAUAACAACAACAACUAAUAAACCAAUCAUUACUUCAACUUCAACCACGACAACAUCCGCACCAUUAACUACUAUUACAACAACAACUACUAGUACUACUACUACCAGACCACCGACAACCACCGUUAAAAUCAUAAGUGCCAGUUCAAGUACUACAACUCCUUCAACCACUACAAGUACAACAACUCCUUCAACCACUACAAGUACAACAACUCCUUCAACCACUACAAGUACUACAACUCCUUCAACCACUACAAGUACUACAACUCCUUCAACCACUACAACUAUAACAACUCCAUCAACCACUACAAGUACUCCGAAGACAACAACUAAUUUACCAAUAGUUAGCACAACAUUAACAAAAAAUUCUGAAAAUUUGUUAAAAAUUAAUUCAACAACAACUACAACGAGUUCAUCGGUAACAACAACACCGUUAUCAACGAAGCGGUGGACAACAAGUUUGCCUCAAAAUAUAACGAAAACAACAGCAAAGCCGGUGAUCACAUCUAAAGCAGUUUGCGGUAAAAGACAAGUAGCUCCUAAAGGACGUAUAGUUGGUGGCACUCAGUCAUCGUUUGGGGAAUGGCCAUGGAUGGUAUCAUUGCGUCAGUGGAAGAAAAACUCCUUUUUGCAUAAGUGUGGCGCAGCUCUUCUUAAUGAGUAUUGGGUGAUAACAGCUGCCCAUUGCGUUGAAAAUGUGUCGCCGACUGACUUAUUGUUGAGAUUGGGAGAGUAUGAUGUGAGUCAUGAGAGAGAGCCAUAUCCCUAUGUGGAGCGUCGGGUGCAGAUCAUAGCCCCUCACCCGCAGUUUGAUCCCCGAACCUUUGAGUACGACUUAGCUUUGCUUCGCUUUUACGAACCGAUUCACUUUCAGCGAAAUAUUAUACCAGUUUGUAUUCCCGAUAAUAAUACUACUUAUGUUAACCAAUGGGCUACUGUCACGGGUUGGGGGCGACUAUAUGAGGAUGGACCACUACCUGAUGUUAUACAACACGUGGAAGUGCCUAUAAUUACUAAUAAAGAGUGUGAAGGCAUGUAUAGAAGGGCCGGUUAUAUUGAAGAUAUUCCCAAUAUAUUUAUCUGUGCCGGUCUGGCCAAAGGGGCUAAAGACUCGUGUGAAGGAGACAGUGGCGGACCGUUAGUUUUAGAAGAUAAUGACAGAUGGAAUUUAGUUGGUAUCAUAAGUUGGGGAAUAGGGUGUGCUUUGCCUAAUCAGCCGGAAUGUGGUGUAAGGCCUUUGCGUCCGAUGGGUGGUCGGGUAGUGGGCGGGAGGAAUGCACAUUUCGGUGAAUGGCCAUGGGUUGUAUUAGUCAAAGAGGCCACUUGGUUGGGACUGUUUGUUAAAACCAAAUGUGGUGGAGUACUCAUUGAUUAUAAAUGGGUAUUAACCGCAGCUCAUUGUCAACCCGGAUUUUUAGGUACACUCGUUGUUGUUCUCGGAGAAUAUGACUUAACCGGUGAUAUUGAGAGCUUGAAACCAGUGGCCAAACGAGUCAAACGGAUGAUUGUUCACAGAGACUACAACCCAAAUACCUUUGAGAAUGAUAUCGCACUCUUAGAGUUGGAAAGUCCUUUUGAAGUGCAACCCCAUGUGGUGCCCAUAUGUUUACCCGAUGCCAGUGAUGAUGACUAUGUGGGCAAAGUUGCCUUUGUUGCCGGUUGGGGCAAAUUAAGUUAUGGUGGAUCUAUUCCGAGUAUCCUUCAAGUGGUCAAACUUCCGAUAUUAGCAAACAGUGAUUGUCAGCAAAUGUUUUUAGAUUCGGGACAUAUAAAGGCUAUUCGCGACACAUUUCUAUGCGCCGGUUAUCUCAGUGGUGGUAAAGAUUCGUGUGAAGGGGAUUCCGGAGGACCUCUUAUGUUACCACAAUCUGAUGGUCGAUGGGCUCUCGUCGGUACUGUUUCUCAUGGUAUCAGAUGUGCUGAACCUAAUUUGCCCGGAGUUUACAUGAAAACAUCAGCUUAUAAAGUAUGGAUUGAUAGUGUCAUCCAAUUCAACGGUUCCAAAGACAACUCCACCACAAUCACUACCAUUGCAAACAACGUCAGAAAAACUCUAGUUUUAUUAUGUUAUUAUUAGCUAAUAGGAUAUAUAUUAUAAAUAUAUUAAUACCGGUAUAUUAUUUUAUAAUGUGUCGACUAAAAGACAAAUUAUAUUA